Messenger RNA from Trypanosoma conorhini, 2658 nucleotides. RefSeq names its product putative mitochondrial RNA binding complex 1 subunit. The transcript has a single exon. Bases 1 to 2658 code for a protein of 885 amino acids. NCBI's taxonomy places the organism in Eukaryota, Euglenozoa, Kinetoplastea, Trypanosomatida, Trypanosomatidae. The record is from RefSeq and is a predicted model, not a curated record.
AUGUACCGUCGCUGCUGCCGUGGGGCGCUGCGGCGCCCACUCAACGCCGGCCACGUUGUCUGCGGCCUGGCGCGCUGCACCACGCAGGGCGGCCCACCCGCAUCCCCCGACGCCGCAAACACCGUCCGCCGCUCCCGCCGCGCCGUUCUUCGUGUCGUGCCGGCCGAUGAGGACGUGGCGGAGAUGCUCGCGGCGGCCACCGCCUGCGCCGAAGGUGAGCGCGCGGAGGCCGCCAUGGCGGCGGCCCGGUUUUGCAACGCUGGCGACGUCGGUGGAGGCGCACGCGCAGACGAUUUCGCAGCUGGCGAGGAGGCGGAGGAGGACGACGACAUCGACAUCGACAUCGACAUCGACGAGGUGGCGCAGCGGCCGCCCACCCGCCGCGGCACCGCCGAAGCGCGGACGAGGGAACCCGCGGCGGAGGCGGAGGAAGUGCUGCAGGAGUCGCCGGCGACGGCGUUCGCGCCUCCCGUCGAUGCCCUGCUGCAGGCGGAGGGCGGUGCCGCAGACCCCGCCGCGGCGCACCCCAUCGUUCAGCGGCAGGCCGUUGCCCGCUCGCUGGACCCGGCGGUGUUGGUGGAGAUGCUCGUGCUGUACCUCCGCGCGACGGAAAACCCCCGACUCGUCUCCGCCGACGAGGAGCACGUCUUGUUUCCGGUUGUCAUGGAGCGGCUGAGCGAGCUGCACCUGCGGCAGAUGCUCGACAUCGUGGAGUGCCACUGGGCCCGCUCGACGCUCGUCCGGUACGGCACUGCAUUUAAGGACAUGGUGCGCGACCGCAUCGCCCAGCUCGCAUCUGCCGCCGGCAAAGAGGCCGCGCGGCGGCCGAGGCGGGCAUCGCGCGCAGAAAAUGGCCCCCACGCCGAGGACGACGUCGACAACACCGGGGGCCUCGACGACGACGACGACGACGCUGGGGAGGUCUACGCGCACGAGGUCAAAAACCCCGCACUGGACCCCAUCCUCCUUCAGGCGCGUGACGAGAUGAACCCGGAAGGUGUGCUGCGCUGCAUCAUCGUCAUGGGCAUGAGUGCGGGCCGACGAAAGCGAGAUCUGCAGUUCUUUCAGGCACUGGGCAUAUUCCUCGUGCACCACGUCAAUCACUACAAGGACCCAUUGGAGUUGGUGCGUGUGCUGACGGCGUUUGCGCGCGCCAAGAUUGUCCCACCGAAGGGGUUCCUCGCGCUGCUUGGGCGGCGAUUCGCCGUGCUUAAUAAGCGGAAGCCGCUGGGCGCCCUUCCCAGCUACCGCGCCUUUGUGAACCUGUACAAGAUGGGGCACGACCAGAUGAACAGCUUUAGAUUUCUGGCAAACUGCAUUUACGACACCAUCGACGCCAACGUCAAGUCCGAGAAGAAGCGCCAGCGGUUGGUGGAGCUGCGGCGCACGCGUGACGCGGCCGACGCGGCGGCGCAGGCGGAAACUACGGAGGGCGGCGGUGAGGACGGCUCCGCGACGGUCGGUGACCUUGACCCCCAGCUGCUGCAGGUGAUAAAGGCGAGGGAGCGAUUCAAGCGUUUGACGGAACUGAAGCCAUCGAUGUUUACCAAACUCCUUCUCGUGCUCGCCCGCUUUGGUGCCCCGCACCAGCAGUACCUCCGCCCCACGACAGUGCCGCUGAUUCUUCCCACCCUGCACUGCUUUCCCCCGCCCAGCUUCUCCCGCCUCCUGCGGUCCCUGCACCUCUUUAGGACAACCGACCUGGAGCUGAUUGAGCCCAUCAUUGACCACCUCGCCGACACCCUCGGUGCCACGGCUGUCCUGCCUGAGGAUGUGCUGGAGGUGGUUCGCAUCGUCUCCCCCGCGGAGGUGCCAGUCCCGCGCAAUCUCUCAAAGCUGCUGCUGCUGUGCGAGGCGGUGUACGCGGGUGCGGAGGUGGCGCCACCGCGGCUCAUCCUUCCGAGCGACAUGUGCUCGGUGGCCGCCGCGCUUCUGAAGAUACAAAUGAAAGAGGAGGUUCCGCUGGACGCCCUGGACCCGCUGACGCGCCUCAUGGAGGUCUUUGCGGGCCGCUUCAGUGCCCUCAUGAAGCUGCACGUCGUCUCCCUCACACACGUUGACAUCUUUGCGGACCUGUGCAAGCAGCAGCGCCACCCGGACGUCUCUGGACGAAUUGCUAAGCUCGUCGAGGAGCGGCGCCGCGUGAGCGCCGCGGAGGGGGAUGACGAGUACUACAGUCGCCUCGACAUUGACGUGCGGGAGACGUUUCACAAAAUCAUGCUGGUGAACGAUUUCAAGACGUACGGGCAAUACCGGCCGACCCCCGGAGUGCUUCAGGUGGACUUCCGGCAGGCCCUGACUGAGGUGGGCGCGUUUGACGUGCUGGAGGCCACGCACCUCUUUGCCCAGGCCUUCCCCAACACGCUGCAGCCGACGGUCGUGCGGCACCUCAGUCGCAGCAUCCUUGCGAAGCUCGGCGGCGGCGGCGAGGAGGUCAUCACUGCGGACAACACAAUGGUGCUGCGCCCCCCGCGCGAGCUGCUGCUCACGAAGGAGGACCUCGCCAAGUUUGUGGCGUUGGUGCAGGCAACCCCUCUAAGCCGUGUGCGGGAGUCGCCGGUGGUGUGGCGCUUUAUUGCCGAAAAGGCGCGGCGGCUGCGGAUGAGUGAGGUGCUCAGGACCGCCGAGCUGCAGUCCGCCGCCGCCGCGACGGCAUAG